Molecule: messenger RNA, 2759 nt
Organism: Phragmites australis (common reed)
Lineage: Eukaryota; Viridiplantae; Streptophyta; Magnoliopsida; Poales; Poaceae
Exons: 5
Coding region: 1060-2622 (520 amino acids)
Molecular function (GO): protein binding
Source: RefSeq, a predicted model, not a curated record
ACUGGUGGGGGAGAGAGGGGUGACAACGCAAUCCGUGAGGCCUCCAGCAGUCACGGUGGGACGACGGUGCCUCGAAUAAACCAGCGUUAUGGGUGGAGACGGCCGAGGGUUAGCGCGGACUAGGUUGGUUGACCUCUGGCAACAGCAUGCCUCUUCGCUCAUAGGAUCGUAGGCCCUGAGAGGCGUGAGGUCACAGGAGAGGAUGGGAACAACGGCGCAGUCUGGCUUCCCAGCCCGAGACAGGCCAACGGUUGGCGUCCCAACCUGCCACACAAAGUGCCCAAGGAGAUGAACACGGAAGCCGAGGACGGUGGAAGGGCUCCGGUCGGCCAGUGGACGCCACGCGCCGAACCACCAGACGUUGUCGCACCGGCCCCGGCAGAGGAAGGAGGAAGUGGCAGGAAGGUCAAGCGUCUCCCCGGAGGAAGACCGUCCGGCCAACUUCCACCCUCGUCCGGUGGAGUAGAACCGCUGCUGUCGGAGGAGGAAGGAGUCCGGAAUUCUGCCAGCGACACGAGCUAAACGCCGACGCUGUAGGCUAGGGUCCUCAUCUCCGUGAUGUGAGGCGGGAGAUUGGCGAAUAACUGCUGCAUGACAGGGUCAUCAUAGCGAAUGUCGUGGCCCGGCUCCGUCACCUGCAUGACGACGUUGCCCGGAAUGCUCUCCGGAGCAUCACACCACGCAACAACGCGGAAGGCAGAGAGAUCUGCCUGUCUCGCUUGGCUUGUUUCAUCAACCAUCCGCUCCACCCAACAGUGUUGCCCGAGAAGAUGCUGGGCUGUGGAGGUGGACCAAGUGUGCGGUGGAACCCCUGUGAAGGAGACGAUGACACGAUACGCCAGGACGCCGGCAGUUGCGGAGGCCGCCGCUCGCCUCGGCUUCCGGCUCCCGCAGUCCCGCGGUAUUCUUCUUCUACAAGUUCUAGUCCUACUCGGCCCUCCUCACUAUUAAAGGCAAGGCCUUGGCCUUCCUUUCCUUGUUGGAUUCGGCAGGCAGACAGGAAGAGGGAGAUUAAAAGAACAGGAGAGUCGACGCAGUCCCCAUCUAGUCUAGUCUACCAUGGGGCUCCUGAAUCUGAUGCGCCUCAUGCCCGUGCAGCGUCAGCGGGACCAGGAGCGCCGCCGCCGGCAAGCCCAAGCCAAUGGAUUGAUUGCUUCACGGGCUAAAAGAAAGGGCUCACCCUGCCAACGAGAUGACGAUUCUCAGGGUGAAGUACAGAUAUAUUCAGGACCAAGCCUUCCAGAGGACAUCUGGCAUCAUAUACAUUCCCUGAUGCCAAUGCGAGAUGCUGCCCGAGCCGCCUGUGUGUCUCGUGCCUUCCUACGCUCCUGGAGAUGCCAUCCCAACCUCAAUUUCAGUAAUGAAACAUUGGGCUUGAAUGAAAAUGCAUGUGGAAAGGAUGAAUCAGCUAGAGUUUUCUACAGCAAAGUUGACCACAUUCUGAAAAAGCACUCAGGGAUUGGCGUGAAGAAACUUAAGAUUCAGAUUGCUUCAGAUUUCAGUGAAAAGGACUCUUGUUAUCUCAACAGUUGGCUUCAGACUGCUGUUACACCUGGCAUUGAAGAACUCACACUUACACUGAUUCGAGAGAAGGCAAAGUACAACUUCCCAUGCUCACUUCUAUCGAACGGGAGUGGAGACUCAAUCCGAUAUCUUCACCUUGCCCGUUGUUCCUUCCAUCCUACAGUCACACUUGGCUGUUUAAGAAGUCUGACGAGACUGCAUCUUUGUCUUGUACGUAUUACGGGGGAUGAGUUAGGGUGCCUCCUUUCCCAUUCUUUCUCUUUGGAGCGUUUGGAACUCAGAUGCUGCGAUGGUAUAGUUUGCCUGAAGGUACCUUGCAUACUGCAGCGGCUCAGCUAUCUGGAGGUAUUUGGGUGCGCCAAGCUGAAAGUGAUAGACAAUAAAGCUCCAAAUCUCUCCAGUUUUUCAUUUGAAGGAGACAACACGGUACAAGUAUCGCUUGGAGAAACUUUGCAAAUGAAGAACCUAUAUAUGGACCGUUCCGGUUCAGUUCUUUAUGCUCUUGCUAAACUUCCAUCCAGCAUGCCAAAUCUCGAAGCUCUUACCAUAUUUUCAUGCAAAGAGAGGGCCCAUAAACCAAUGCUGCGCCGCAAAUUCAUCCACCUCAGGCACUUGAGUAUUGCCCUUAAUGGAUCACCCUUUUCCCCGACGUAUGAUUAUUUGUGCCUGGCUUCCUUUUUUGAUGCUGCUCCUUCUCUGGAGACUUUCAACUUGGAUGUAUUCCAGCGAUACAUGGAGCAUGUCUCAAUUUUUGCAGAUCCUGCUGAUCUCAGGCAGAUGCGAGAACUGCACCAUCACAACCUUAAGAGUGUGAAGAUCACAGGAUUCUGCUCUGCGAAGAGCUUGGUUGAGCUAACAUGCCAUAUUGUUGAGAGUAUAACAUCACUUGAGUGCCUGACAUUGGAGGCUCCUCAGAGUAUUCUCAGGUGUUGUGCGCCUUACAACAAAUCUGGCAAAUGCUCCCCAAUGGCUAGGGAUAUUCUCAUGGAAGCUCACAGAGCGGUCUUGGCUAUCAGAACCUACAUCGAACCUAAGGUUCCCUCCACAGUAAAACUACAUGUUUUGGAGCCUUGCAGCUGCCAUGCUGUUGAACUUUAGAUGUCAAAUUUACCAUGAUUAUUCGAUGUUUAAUUAUGUAGAUUUCAGAUGUGUCAUUAGUAGUGUACAACAUUUGUUUCUAGUAUCAUUUGCACUGCUUAUGUUGACUCCUAAUUAAUCGAAUUGUUCACUGCUUA